AUGGAAGAGACCACAAGCAGACGAGCGAGCAGUAAUAAGGACAUGGACCUAUCGGUACUGGACACGAGUACUCCACAACCGCAUCGUCGUCGAGAACCAGGUGAGUUGGCCAUGGAAGGCAGUAUGCGAGAGUUACUUCGCAGUGAACAUUCCAGAGGUCCAGUUGACCACAGCAGCUACUCCAGUCUAAACAUGAGCCAGAGCCAACAACAAGAGCCCGAUCAAACACACAGUCACCCCACAUUGGUGCGUCGGGCCGCGUCGGAUCCAUCCGAGUUCCACCACAGUCUCAACAAUCUUGACGGGAGUGAGACCUCGUUGGCGAGAGAAAAGGCCAUGAUGCGCUAUCCUGCCAGUCGAGCACCGCCACCUCCGCCAACUGCGCGAACGACUAGUACUAGUACUGGUCAGCGGGGGCUGCGGAGAACCGAAACUGGAGAACGUCGCAUGUAUCGAGCAAAACCUCCACCACCCGCGGCGCUAUUGGCGGGUGGUGAAGUACAACGACGCACCCAGGAGCCUGUUCCUCCCGCAGUCAACAUGGAUGGGAGUAGUAGUCAACAACAACAACAAGAACAACAAGAAGAAGACCAAGACGCCACUGCCUCCGUGAGUGCGGAACAAAUCCUCGACUUGACGUCACAGUCAUCGCACAUGCUGUCGUCGUCGCAACAAGACCCAAGCGCCAGCACCGGCUUGCAGGAGGAACAAAUCCUAGAAUUGACGGCUCUGUCAUCUCACGCGCAAUCGUCUCAUAAACAACGGACUAUUCAUACACCAGCCGCCACUUUUUGUGGCACGACCCCUCCCCCUCCUACACUCCACAGUAUGGAAAGUGGAGUGUUGACCAAAAUUCAACUCGCCAGAGUGUUACCCACCAUUACAGAUGAACAAGCGGUGGAGGAAAUGGGGCAACAGCAACGAGAAUGGCAACGGCGUCAGCAGCAACAGCAACAACAAAGACAGCAGCAACAGCCACUCGCGUGUGGUUCCUGCGACGACUGCCUCAAGGGAUUGCCGUGUUUGGUCGCCUCACUGGAUGGAGCGGCACCAGGCGCCUUUUCCGUCACUGCCGAAGCAGAAGUCCGUCGGACACCGGCAUGUGCCUUGACAACGGAUCCGGACAGCCGCCAGCGCGAAUCGCUACAACAGUAUUCUCCCACGACGAGCUCCCCCACCACACGCCGUCAAUCUUCCAAUAAUUUGGCAGUCGCCCAGGCAGUGUCCGCUCAAUUGGUCGAGUGCGGGGAAGAAGAAGCCAGGGAAUUGACGCAACGCGAACACGAAUUGCAGGAACGAGAAGAACAAUUGGCAGAGCAGUUGCGACAAUUGCAAGCCUUGCAAGAACAGUUGGAAUUGCAGCGGUUACAACUGGCUGGUGGCAACAAUGCGACGCCAUUGCCCACAACCACUGUGACGGCACAAGUUGUAGUGGCCGUGCCGGAAGAAAAGCCACCAGCUACUAGGCCAUCGGCGACGGCUCGAGCCAUGAUCGAACCACGACGUUCCCACGCCAAAUUUAGUAACGCAACAAGUAGUGGACCCAUGCGCUUUGCUCCACCCGGUGGUGCCGAUGCACGACAAGUGUUGAUGGGAGUGGAUAGUCAAAUGCAACUGGCACUGCGAGAAUUGCAGCAAAAGUGGCGCGAUCGACAAGACAAACUGGCAUCCAAAUAUAGUAGUGGUGGAAAGAAGCAAAGGUUGCUCUUGUUUGAUCUGACACCUCAAUGGCACUUGCGAUACCUGUGGGCAUAUGCCAAACAGAAUAAAUUGUAUGGAUCGUACCAGUUUCCCUUGGAGCGAACCUUUGCAGCAGAAAAGAAAUUGCAAAAGAGGUUCUUUAGUUUGAACAUGAACCGCAUGCGAGAACAGAUUCGAUCCAAGACACUCUUCCCGGUCCCUGGUUUGAAGACACAGGGAGGCCAUGACAUGUUUUACAUGCGGCCUUCUCGUUACUUGCCUGGCCAAACAGCGACAAAGACCGUUAUUGACAACCUGAUCUACGUCAUGAACACCAUGCUGGAAAACAACCUAUCGGCUCAAAAGGAAGGCAUUGGGUUCGUUGCGUGCAUGGAUGAGUGGAAGAUGAAGAAUUUUGAGGUCAGCUACUGCUACCAGUUCAUGAUGGGUCUGCAGGGAGUCAUGGUCCCGGUCAAGACUCAGCUCUUUUUGAUUGUCAAUCCGCCGAGCUGGUUUGGAGCAAUCUGGAAGAUUAUGCGGCCCAUGUUGGCCCCAUCCUUCCGAAAGCGGGUCAAGAUUUGUCCCGAGUCCAAAAUCUCCAAGUACCUGCAGCCUGGGUUUGAAAAGUUCUUGCCCGAUGACAUGCAGACUGGUCAAGCUGAUACUGAUGCAAUGGUCAGGGAUUUUAUCGCGUACCGCGACCACGUGGAACCCGGACAAAAUGCACGUCAACAGGAUGUUGACCAGAGCUCUGUUCAUGGGGGUAGCUCCAAUGGAGACAUUGAUGACAUGGGUUCCGUUAGUGUUUCACACCAUAAUUCUUCUUCCGACGGAUGCUCGUUGUACGGCUCGCAACCCUCGAUCAGGUCGAGCGAACAUGGAGAUGAAGACGACGAUGCCUCCAUCCAUGGUGAUAUUGACAAUUAUGAGGCGCUGGAAGAGGAAGACAUGAAGCAACAGUCAACCGAGGUAGUUCGCAUCUCCAACAUGCCGCGUCCUUGA
Molecule: messenger RNA, 2682 nt
Organism: Seminavis robusta
Lineage: Eukaryota; Bacillariophyta; Bacillariophyceae; Naviculales; Naviculaceae
Source: the annotation of a GenBank genome assembly